GCCACACUCCUCUAGGGCUCUUUACCUAGUUCCCCAUUCCCUUUUCCCCUUACCUCUUUCGCAGCCGACGCAGAAAUGACGACGCGAUUCAAGAAGAACAGGAAGAAGCGGGGCCACGUCAGCGCCGGACACGGGCGUGUCGGUAAGCACAGGAAGCAUCCAGGUGGUCGUGGUAACGCCGGAGGUAUGCACCAUCACCGUAUCCUUUUCGACAAGUACCAUCCUGGUUACUUCGGAAAGGUCGGUAUGCGUUACUUCCACAAGCUUCGCAACAAGUUCCAUUGUCCAACAAUCAACAUCGACAAUCUCUGGUCACUUGUUCCUCAAGAGGUGAAGGACAAGGCUAAGAGCAGCAACGCCACUGCUCCUUUCAUUGAUGUUACCCAGUACGGUUACUUCAAGGUUUUGGGUAAAGGUGUUUUGCCCCAAAACCAAGCUGUGGUCGUCAAGGCUAAGCUCAUUUCAAAGAAUGCUGAGAAGAAGAUUAAGGAGGCUGGUGGUGCUGUUGUGCUCACUGCUUAGGUUUGCUUAUUCUUAUUAGUUUUUUAUGUUAUUCAUAUGGCCGGAUCUCGACUAGUUUGGGAUUAAGGCGUAGUAGUUACUUUCAGUUUUGGUUUUUAUUAUUAAUGGAUGUUUAAACUUUAUAUUACUGGGUUUUUGUCUUGAAAUACAUUCGGAUAUUGCUAUGCUUU
Nicotiana tabacum (common tobacco) is the source of this 692-nucleotide messenger RNA. RefSeq names its product large ribosomal subunit protein uL15x-like. Gene Ontology annotation, biological process: translation. The record is from RefSeq and is a predicted model, not a curated record. Gene Ontology annotation, molecular function: structural constituent of ribosome. Gene Ontology annotation, cellular component: cytosolic large ribosomal subunit; ribosome. NCBI's taxonomy places the organism in Eukaryota, Viridiplantae, Streptophyta, Magnoliopsida, Solanales, Solanaceae.